This is a messenger RNA of Pocillopora meandrina, 877 nucleotides long. The record is from the annotation of a GenBank genome assembly. Lineage: Eukaryota; Metazoa; Cnidaria; Anthozoa; Scleractinia; Pocilloporidae.
AUGCCAGAUUUGAGAGCUGAGGUGCCACAACAGUUUGCUGCCUCGAAGUCAAUAACUACUGCGCACAUAGAUUCUUUCACAUCGCAGAGUACAUUUAUGACACCAGGCGAAAGCUCUACGGAGGAGCUUAAGAGACAUCAUCAGUCACUAAAGAGGGUGCAUCACAAAGAGAGAAUGGAGAGCAUUGACACAACUCUUUCCCUAGAUCUGCUGUGACUAGUUAAUCAAUCGAGAGACACUGAAGGGCGCAAAUUCUUGGUUAAAUGCGAUGCCUCUCGCAGAUCAGGGCUUAGCGCUUAACAAGCAGGAGUUCAGAGACUCGCUACGCUUACGGUAUAAUUUGCCUGUAGUCGAUCUACCAAGUCUAUGUGUGUGUGGGGAUAAAUUUACUGUAGGCCAUGCCCUCUUAUGUAAAAAGGGGGGGCUUUGUAGCGCAGAGACAUGAUGGUGUCCGUAAUUUAUCAACGGCAUUCACCAAUAAGUUCUGCAACAACGUGGAAAUUGAACCACGCCCUCAACCCCUCGACAACGAACGGCUAUAUUUGAGAAGUGCCGUCAUAAGCUCUGAGGCAAGAUUAGACAUCAAAGCGGGAGGUUUCUGGUCAGGAGGAGUUACGAAAUUUUUUGAUGUAAGAGUUACGCACGUUAACUCCAAGUGUUAUCAGAACAAGACAACAUCUGAAGUAUUCAAGGAGAAAGAGGACGAAAGAAACGCAAGUACCAGCAGCGGGUACUAGAUGUAGAGAUGGGUUCAUUCACACCUUUAGUGUUUGGAACCAAUGGCGGAAUGGGAAAUGAGUGUCAGCGUGUCCUGAAGCAUCCUGCAAAUAAGAUAGCUCAGAAGGACACCGAGCCGUAUAACACCGUUAUCGCAUAG